This is a messenger RNA of Misgurnus anguillicaudatus (oriental weatherfish), 1797 nucleotides long. RefSeq names its product calsequestrin 2 (gene casq2). Gene Ontology annotation, biological process: regulation of cardiac muscle contraction by regulation of the release of sequestered calcium ion. Gene Ontology annotation, molecular function: calcium ion binding. The record is from RefSeq and is a predicted model, not a curated record. Lineage: Eukaryota; Metazoa; Chordata; Actinopteri; Cypriniformes; Cobitidae. Gene Ontology annotation, cellular component: sarcoplasmic reticulum lumen; Z disc.
UCCUAUUACCAGCACAAUAUACCAGGCACUUUUUGUCUCUGGUCAGGAAAGAAGGUGGCAGAGAGGAAAAGACAGAAGGUUUGCCUAUAGAAAGUUUCUGUAUUUCUGUAGGAGGGGUAAACAAUCAAGCUUUGGGAAAGACCGGGUUGGUUUUCUCUCUAAUUAUUUUUGUUUAUUACAUUAAAUCAAACUUUUAUUUAGGACUUCUACUCUGAUGCCCCUCUACUAGAAACCUGAUGGAACUGCAUGAAUGCUAAAGCAGCCGAGGAGGCACAACUGUGAGUGAAAGUGUGAUUUUUUUAUUUUUUUGAACGUUUUUAGUUGCUUGACAAGAACAUGCACAUCACCUGGCUUUUGCUGCUGGGAUCUCUGGGACUGGCAUCCCUGGCAAUUGCCGAGAAGGGCCUCGAAUUCCCACAUUACGAUGGCAAAGACCGUGUCCUGGACAUAGAUGAGAAGAACUACCGCAAAGCUCUGAAGAAAUAUGACAUGUUGUGCCUAUACUACCAUGCUCCUCCACCAACUACAAAAGAGCUGCAGAGACAGUUUCAAAUGACUGAACUGGUGCUAGAGUUAGCUGCUCAGGUCUUAGAAGAAAAGGACAUUGGGUUUGGAAUGGUUGACUCCCAUAAGGAUGCCAAAAUUGCUAAGAAAUUAGGUUUGCAUGAGGAGGGCAGUGUCUAUGUUUUUAAAGAAGACCGGGUAAUUGAAUUUGAUGGACUGCUCGCUGCAGACACCCUUGUGGAGUUCCUUCUGGACCUUUUAGAAGAUCCGGUUGAGAUCAUUGACAAUACUCUGGAGUUGCGAGCCUUUGACCGUAUGGAAGAAGACAUUAAACUUAUUGGCUUCUUCAAGAGUCAGGACUCUGAGCAUUAUCUGGCUUUCCGAGAGGCAGCUGAACAGUUUCAACCUUUUAUCAGAUUUUUUGCUACUUUUGACAAAUCUGUUGCAAAAGAACUGACUCUGAAAAACAAUGAGGUUGACUUUUAUGAGCCCUUCAUGGAGGAACCAGUCACCAUUCCAGACAAACCUUACACUGAGGAAGAGCUGGUGGCCUUCAUAUCAGAGCACAGGAGACCAACUCUGAGAAAACUCAGGGCAGAACACAUGUUUGAGACCUGGGAGGAUGAUUUAAAUGGGAUUCACAUUGUCGCCUUUGCAGAGGAGGAGGAUCCUGAUGGUUUUGAGUUCUUGGAGAUACUGAAGGAGGUGGCAAGAGACAACACACAUAAUCCAGAACUGAGCAUUGUGUGGAUCGACCCAGAUGACUUUCCACUGCUCAUUCCUUACUGGGAGAAAACCUUCAAAGUUAACCUCUUCAAACCACAGAUUGGUGUUGUCAACGUUACAGAUGCGGACAGUGUUUGGUUGGAUAUACCUGACGAUGAAGAUCUGCCUUCACCUGAAGAGCUGGAAAACUGGAUAGAAGAUGUGCUCUCUGGAACAGUAAACACAGAGGAUGACGACGAUGAUGAUGAUGACGACGAUGAUGAUGACGACGAUGAUGAUGAUGAUUAAUGAUCAGAUACUGUGAAUACAGAUGUUAACCUCAAAUAAAUAGAAAUUGCUCUCUUUACAAAGAGAGAACUAUUUUAUGUCUGAACAUUUUGAAAUAAUUGCGUACAUUUUGUACAUCACUGGAAAACGGCAUUGUCCAUUUAUGAAUGUUAAAUAAAAAAAAAGAAAUCUAAUUGAAAUUUGAUGGUCAUAAUAAGGCUAAAAUAAGAAUGAUAAUUCAUUUACUUGAAGCCGCUCCAAACUGGAAUUUCCUAAUGGGAUUAAAUAUUUCACUUUGCA